AAAAAAGCGAAAGAUGUACCCACAACCACAAAGUAUUAAUCAACACUACCCUCCACCAACAUCAUCAUCAAUUUUACCUUCAAUUCCAUCAACAACAAGUUUUACUAAUACCAAUGGUGGCUCUACUAUUCUUCAUCAUCAAUACGUGAAUAAUAGUAAUAACAAUGGAUUGAUUAAUUCCUCUUCACAAUCCAAUCAAUAUGGUUAUCAACAACAACAAAAUGAUGAUUUAAAUAAGAAAGCUUUAACAUUACUUUUCAAUAGAACUCCAUCAAAACCAGCUACAACUUAUUAUGAUUCGAAGUGUUAUGCUACUUCCGGUGUUAGUACUGCCUUACAUUAUCAUGAUUCCUCCAAUCAUCACUCGAAAAACAUGUUCAGUCAACAACAAUACUAUCCAAAUUAUUUGGUUCAAAAUAUUUCAACAACAACUCAACAACCUGUUAAUAAUACGACUAACAUGUACAAUCAAUUCAAUCAAAUUUACCCAACCACUACCAGUGCACACGCUCCAGUUAAUCCUGUGAGCGCUCACACUAUUCCAUCCCCUCUUCUUUCCAAAACUCAAACUACUACUUUCCACAAUAAUAUUGUUGAAUCUGGUGUCAUCUCCAAUACUACCAAUGUUACCUCCGUUAAGACUGUUAGCACUCCUGAACAAUCCACUAUUGAUCAAAAAGUGAUAUCUUCCACAACAAAUAAUUUGCAAUCCUUUAAUGAAAUUAUUGGAAUGAUAGACGAAAAAAAGAAGCGGAAGGACUCAUCAGAUCAACAACAAAACAAGAAGAGAAAAAAGGAACCUGUCCAAGUUAAGGAAGAAGAUGAAGAGGAGGAAUGUGAAGAAGAAGUUGUCGAAGAAGAUUUUGUUAAUGGUUCUUCCACUGAAAAAUUGUUGCCAAUAAGAGCUCUCGCUCAUCUUGUUGGACUUUCUAAAGAUGAAGGUAAAACAUGGAGAUACAGAGAUGUUCGUAGAGCUUUAUUCGAGAAGACAUCAAAGGAACACAGCAACUUUAUUGAAAAGAAUCAACAACAUUCAAUUCUUAGACAAAGACUUCCUCACAAGUUGACUCUUGUUAGCUUCUGUAAAAGGAUUAUGUUGCUUGUCUUCCACUUUAUUAUAAGAGAUGGUAGAGAGCCAAAGUUCUUUUUGCGCACUCAUGUCAAGAAGGAUCUUAUUGAAAAUACCUUAGAAAACGAGGCACCUGAAUUUUACAAGAAGAUUAAUUGCAAUAUUGCCAUGAAGAUACACGCUUUCAUUUGUACUGGUUUAUCAAUUGAGCAAGCUGCAAAAAAUGUUCUUCAAAAUAUUCCACAAGGUGAUAAAUCUGCCGUAGCAACAGUCAACGUUACUCAAUGCUCUAGUUCAACAAAUAGUUCUGAACAACAUUCAUCCAAUUCUAUAGAACCAAAAACUAGUCCAAUUCUUGAUUCUCCAACUCUUUCCCCAAUCAAUCCAACACUCCCUUCGCUUCGUGAUUUGCUGAAACAACCAAGUGCUCUGUCAGCUCACGUUAAUUGUCAAUCCUGUCCACACUGUAAGCAAGAGAUUUAA
Messenger RNA from Naegleria gruberi, 1552 nucleotides. RefSeq lists its product as uncharacterized. The record is from RefSeq and is a predicted model, not a curated record. Bases 14 to 1552 code for a protein of 512 amino acids. The transcript has a single exon. NCBI's taxonomy places the organism in Eukaryota, Heterolobosea, Eutetramitea, Acrasida, Naegleriidae.